Molecule: messenger RNA, 4259 nt
Organism: Vidua macroura (Pin-tailed whydah)
Lineage: Eukaryota; Metazoa; Chordata; Aves; Passeriformes; Viduidae
Gene: PLAGL1
Product: PLAG1 like zinc finger 1
Exons: 10
Coding region: 232-2562 (776 amino acids)
Cellular component (GO): nucleus
Molecular function (GO): protein binding
Source: RefSeq, a predicted model, not a curated record
CUGUUACUCAGGCUUGUCAAGUUCAAAGAGUUUCCUGCCCCUGGGAAUUUCUGCCUGUGCAAAGUCAUCCUCAGCAUCCUCUCUUGGAGCGCCUCCUGGAGAACCAUACUAAAUGGAUGCUUCAAAAGUCAGAGUUGGAGUUGAAGAGGUCCUGCAACUUGGUGAAGAAAUGAAGACAAGAGACCUUUCGGUGAAUUUUAAUAAAAGGUUUCCUUUGCCUGAUCUGUAAACAUGUCCACAGACCUGCUCUGGUGUGAGGAUUGCGGUAAAAGCCUUAUAGGAGAAUGCAAACUCCACGGACCACUCAUCAGGGCUAAAGAUAGGGUUAUUCCCAGCCGAGCCCGUCUCACCCUACCUCACUACCUCACUUUGCGAGUGUUGGAGCUGAGAGCUGGAAACCAACAGAUCCUUGGUGUAUUUGCAAAGAAAGUAAUACAGAAGAGAACACAGUUUGGUCCUUAUGUUGGUCAACUGUCUACAAAACUGACCUGCUAUGAUGAGAGCAGACUAGUCCUGCAGGUAUUGAAAGAUGGAGGGAAGUACUUUCUGGACACUCCCAAUGAGGACUGUGGAAACUGGAUGAUGUUUGUCCGGCUAGCCCGGAACCAAGAAGAACAGACCCUUGUGGCUUAUCAGCACUGUGGAGAAGUUUACUUCACAACAGUUAAGCCAAUUGAACCCCACACAGAAUUAAAAGUAUGGUAUGCUGCCGAUUAUGCCAAAUUUAUGGAAGCUUCUGCAGUCUUCAUUAAAGAAGAAUCAGAUGUGUCUCCUUUGCCUUCAGUAGCAAAAGAGCCCGUAGACCCUUGGAUAUGCUCCAGCUGUGGAAGCACUUUUGCAACUUUUGCUCUGCUGGAAUCUCACCAGUGCAUCCAUAAAGACCGAGUGCUUCCUACAAGGUUCAGACCACCAAAUAAAUUGGGACCUGUAAAAGCAAAAAACAAACUCAAAGGGAAACUGAGAGGAGCAUCAUUAGGCAAAAGCAUUACUCAAUGCUUUGGGACCAUUUCCUGUUCCUCUGCUGCAAAGUUCAGCUGUGCCAGCUCAGGAAGCACUUGUGGUGCUCUCGUAAGGUUUAUACCUAAAUGGAGAAAUGGUCGGUCUUCACUGCUGAAGGGAAAAGAAGUGAAGCAGCCAGAUAGUUAUCCCUGCCGACUCUGUGGGAAGAUAUUUGAUUCCAUUGACAAGCUCACAGUCCACACUUAUGCGCACAAAGGGGAGCGUCCCUACAAGUGUUCACAGCACGGAUGCACAAAAGCCUUCAUUUCCAAAUAUAAACUGCUCAGGCACUCGGCCACUCAUUCUCCACAGAAAUCUCACCAGUGUGGCUACUGUGAAAAGACCUUUCACAGGAAAGACCAUCUAAAGAAUCACCUUCAGACUCAUGACCCCAACAAGAUGGCCUUCAAGUGUGAAGAGUGUGGCAAGAAGUACAACACCAAGCUAGGCUAUAAGAGACACUUGGCUCUUCAUGCUGCCACCAGCGGGGACCUCACCUGUAGGGUGUGUGCCCAAGAGUUUGGUGGUACUGAGGUUCUGUUGGAACACCUCAAAAGUCAUGCAGGGAAGCCUACUGGCAACAUGAAGGAAAAGAAACAUAAGUGUGACCACUGUGAGCGUCACUUCUAUACCCGUAAAGAUGUGCGACGUCACAUGGUGGUUCACACAGGCUGCAAAGACUUCCUGUGCCAGUUCUGUGCCCAAAGGUUUGGGCGGAAGGACCACUUGACACGCCAUACUAGGAAGACUCAUCCACAGGAACUGCUGAAGAGCAGGUUGCAGAAUGGUGACUCAGUGGGUCUUCUUGACCAGCUCUUUUCAUACAGACUGAAGGAAGAUGCCAACAUGCUGUCCCCUCUUCCUGAAAGGGUCCCUGUGCCAAAUGGGAUUGUGAAUAGUUCAGAAACAGAGGAAUACAACUGUUCACAUCUUCAUUCCCAGUCAAGCUUACAAACUGCUCUUCCUCUUGAGUCUUCUCCUCACUUGCAAAGGAUGGGCUGUGCAGACAGCCUCCCGGCUGUCCCUCCCACACCAUGUUCAGCAGCUGUCCCUAUCAACCUGAACCUUCAUCAGCCUAACAAAUAUGACCUUAGUUCUACCUCAUUUGCUGCAGGAUCCCUCAAGAAUCUACCGAUAAAAGUGGAUGUUAAAGGUUACAAUGUGCAUCUUCUCGAGGACCUGCCCUUACCAGAACCUCAGUCUCUCCACAAAAUCAGUAUGGAAGAAACUUCCUCAGGGCCUAUAGGGGAUACUAACAAGUACCCAGUGCACAAAGAGACAGAGGCAGCAGCUGAAACUGCAAGCCUGCCUUUCAUGGAUCUCACUCAUGUGAUGGGUUUCUGGCAACUCCCACCAGGUGACAACCAGAACACUAUUGGGGACAUCACAAUGGCAUUUGGCUCAGAGGAACCAUCACACAGGCUGAAUGGCCUUUGCCAACAGCAAGGUUUUCAGCUAGCAACUGGUGGGAUGGCCAUAAACCAGCUGCAUCAUGUUCCUCGCUCCUUUCCAUCCACUACAAGUUCUGUAACAUUGCCUCACUUUCACCAUGCCUUCAAGUAACAAUCAUCCUGUAUUCUUGACAUCAUAAAUGUAGCAGAAGCUGAUGAUGUCCCAUGACAAAGAAAGGCAAGUUAUUUUAAAAAGUUAUAUUGUCAAAAAAAAUUGUUUUGUUUUAAAAUUCUUGCAACUCAAGAGAUGUGAGAUACCCCUGAGUCAUCUAAUACCGUAAGUGGGACUGGACUUUCUGAGCGUGUUUGUUAGAGAGACCUCUGUGAGCAUUUCUCAGAGGCCAUCAGUAGCUGAGGCUCAGGCUGCAGGACACCUCUCUGGUGGCACUGCCAUUGGCUCAUGCAGGGCUGUGACAGCACCAGUGUGGGGAGAGGCAGCCCCACAUCCACUGUGGGUAUGGUGGAGGAAGGCAGCAGCCCAAGCACUGACCGCUCCUUCUCUCUGGCACACUGUUCCUCCUCCUAAUGGUAGAAGUGGAGGUAAGGGCAGAGAAGUGUCCUUACCUGGAGAAGGUAGGAUAGGCCAUGGCACAGCAGGUAAGAGAUUUGGGAUAUCUUAGGAUAUUUUACCUCACAUUCAAAUUUCAAAUAGAUAUAAAAAUACUCUUUUAUCUGAACUCUGCUUGAAAACCUGUAGAAGCAGAGCAGUAUGUGGUAAAUAAACACAAUUACUAUAAUCAAAUCAUACUGUAAAAGAACAAGAUUUAGUAAACAUUUGGCCUCAUAAAAUAAAGUAUUUUUUUAUGAAAUAAUAAAAAAAACUUGAACCUGCUGAAAUAAUGUCAAGAAGCUAAAAUUGCACUACAUGGAAGAAAAGACUGCAUCCUCUAUGUAAACACAAGUAGAUCUAUUGCUAAGUUCCCAUUCUCUAUCAGAAACCAAGCUAAUUUAUUCUUCCUUCAAUUUUAUUUAUCAGCUUCUCCUGUUGGAACUUUCCAUUUUCUUAGUCAAUGGGUUGCUGUUAGUUUCAGAGAGUUUUUCAUAGCCAGUCUGAACUGGGGUGGUACAUUCCAUAUAUUAAUGAUUGGUUCAUUUCUAGUGGAAUGUUUAAAAUGCUUUUCCUCAAUACACCAUUCCUGCCUUUAUAUAUAUAUAUAUAUAUUUUUUUUUUUUUUUUUUUUUUUGGAAGAUACUGGAAACUAAGGAAAUCCUACACUUCUAUACACAGACAGAAAACACCGGGGACACAUACACAACAACAAUUACAGUAAAACUUGCUCUAAAUUUGAGGAUUCAUUUAUUGGGUUUGUUAAAGAAAGCAGCUGUGGUAACAUUGCACAGUAUAGUUUGGAAUGGGUUUGGGAUUUUUUCCCUCUUCUCCUGGACUGAAAGAAAGGCUAAGCAGCACUGCUUUAAUAUACUGGGGCUACUGUGAUGCCUGCUUUUUCUAGCUUUAGGAGUUACAGUUGCUUCAGUGUCAUCCUUUCUGUAUCCAUCUAAUCAUUAUUAGCUAGAGUCUAAGUAGUUUAAUUAAACUGUUUAAAAUAUUGUAUUUAUUACUGCUGUGUCCAAUUACUUUUCAUCUUCAUUUACUUGAUGAGCAUUUAAUAGGUAAGAAAAUUCCCUAUGGAUUUUACUGAAAAUUAUUGGGCUAAAAAGCCCCUACUUGUCACGUCACUGAAAGUUUAUGGAAGGUGAUCCAAGUUUGAGAGUGGAUCAAGUGACCAAAAAAAUAAGAAGGGCUAUACCUCUACGUUUCUGUCUUGUUGAUCAAUUUUUAAAAGCAAUAAAAGUGUUUCAUGCAAGAAU